AUGGUGCACUUAAGAAGAUACAGUUUUGUUUUGUCUGCUGCACAACACCUCUUGUGUUCUUGUGCUUCAGCUGCACAGUAACAUAUUUGUUGACACACAUUUUCCUCAAGUGUUACACCAUGAAGUGGGUGACGACACCUCAGAGACCUCGGCCAUUCGUAGUCGUCAUGCAGUUGGCUCAGCUUUGGCUGUACAAUAGUACACUGUCAUGAACACACAGAAGGAGCUCUUAUCAUUGAAUAUCAGCCUCUUGUCAGUGUCCAUUUAUUCUGUCUUUACGUUGGCUGUGUGCAGCCUGACCAGUCUUCAAAUCCCAUGCAGGGGGAGUCACAAUGGAGUCUCACAGACUGAGCAGCUCUCCAGACAUCAGGAUACAGAGGAACUACACGCAGCAACACAGUCCCAGAGGCAGCCAGGACAACUUGUUUGGAGUCAGGGUGCAGAUCCAAGGGAUUAAAGGUCAGCCCUACGUGGUUCUGAACAGUUCUGGCCAGGAGAGCCACCGGGACAUCUCUGUCAUCACUCACCAGGCGGGGUACAAUCCAGGCAUGGUGAGGAUGUCUGCAGAUGAAAGACACUCUCCAUCUGGGUCACAGAGGACUGCAACCACCUCGUUUCAUUAUCAGCAACACCCGGAAAUUCUGAGACCUUAUGACCCUGACAGUAAUAACCUGAACCUAGUCAUUCCUUCAGCAGCUUCAGUCACUCGACCUGGACAGCUUAAAGCCGGAAUUCUUCCUGAGACAACCCAGACUGCUAAUGUGAACAAACACAGGAUCCCUCUGCCUGCUGAGUGCCCAGAGGAAGACCAGAGUGAGGUGGCCCAGAACAAGGCAACUCCCUCAGGUCGACAGCUCCCUGCAAGGUCCCCAAACUCUGUGGAGACAGAUUCCAUCUUAUCUGUAGGGAAGCUAAUAAGCCAGUUCAACAGCAGCCAGCGGAGGGGAAGGGGGGGCCCAAGGAACAGGUUGGACCCAGAGCAGUAUCAAAGGUCACGCAGCGUGGACAGCGGUCGGACCUCAGACUCUUCGUCGUCCCCCUCUUCCUCCAGCAAAGCCUCGACUCUGAAGAGCAUCAGGGGCGAGACCCCUGGUGGGAUAUAUCCUCCCGGAUCAGCCAGGGCUCGACUCCUCAGCGGAGAAGCCUCUUUGGCGAGCAAAAGGGAGGAGAACAAGCCCAGCACACUGCUUAAAGGACAUCACGGAAAAGAGACAAUAUCUCCUCAGGCUGCGAAAUUACUUCACAGAGCAGAGAAACCCUCCAUCUCCAGAUCAUGUAGUGACCAGACUGAUGAAUCUAAUGAAAGAGACACACAGGUCACUCCUGAUCUUCUGAAAGGACAGCAAGAAGUCUCAGUAGACCCAACUAAAGACACAGCAAAACAAAUACUGUUCAGCUACCUCAAGGAUGGGACGACUGAUGAUGACUCCAUCACUGCGAGGAAAGUCACCCUGUUGCUUGAGAGGGUCGACAAGGUCAAGUGGAAGACUGCUGAGAAUGUGGAGGAGGAGGAGAAAGAUUAUGCAGCUGGGGUGAAGCUUUUGAAGGAGAAACAGAAAGCACUGGAGGAAGAAGUGUCUGAAUUAAAGCAAAAACUGGAAACCGAGAUUAAGAAUGAAAAGACUCUUGCCAAGGCUUGUGAAAAGGCCAGAACAGAGAAGAAGAAACUUCAGGAAGAGUUGGCCAAAAGUCAGAAAGAGCUCUGCGAACUCAGGGACAGGCUGGCUGACAUCGAGGCAGAACUGCAGUCUACCAAACAGGAGCUAACUCUUAUGAAGGCAGAGAGAGGGAGAUCUAAGACGGAGAUGAAAGACCUUCAGCAGCAGCUCUCUGAGAUGCAUGAUGAGCUGGACCAGGCCAAGAAGGCAGAGGUGAUAAACACAGAGAAAGAAGUCCUUCUGAAGGAUUUGGCGCAGCUGCGUUUGGACUUUCAAGAGAUGCUGCAGGUGAAGGAGGAGCAGGAGGAGGUGCUGCGCCGUAAGGAGAGGGAGCUCAGUGCCCUAAAGGGGGCGCUCAAAGAGGAAGUGGAGACUCAUGACAACUAUAUGGCCGCUCUGAAGGAUGAAUAUGAAAACGAGCUAGAAAAGCUGCUCAGGGAUUUAGAGCUGGUUAAAGAGAGCAAUGCACUAAUGGGGCAAGAGAAGGUAGAAGCAGAGGAGGAAAGAGGUGCAGCUAAGGUUCAGCUGAAGGAGCUGACCCAGGAGAGAGAUCAGCUGAGAAGAAAAGUGCAGGAGCAGAAAAACAAGGUGGAUCAGCUGAGUCAGGCAAUCCAGGAGUGUAAAACCACAGAGAGGCUGCUGGACCAGAGAGCAAAGCAGCUGGAGAUGGAAAAGCAGCAGGUUGAGGAAGCACUGAAAGAUGUGAGGAGGAAUGAGGAAGAGAUCUCUCAGUCUAACCAGUCGCUGCUCACUCGCUUGGAGGAUGUACAGGGUAAGUUAACCAAACUAAAUCAUGAGCACAGGGACCUGAAGGAGAAACUGAAGGAGGAGAGAAAGCAAAAAGAGGAGCUGUGGAAGACAAAAACUGAACUGGAGGAUGAGAGGAGGCUGCAGGACAGGGCUGUGGAGCAGCUGCAGAGGAAGAUGAAUAGCAUCAUGGAGGAGUGUGAGGCGUCUACAGAUGUACUUCAGAACCAGGUCGAUGAGGCCAGAGAGAAGAAUCAGAGGGAGUUGGACGAGCUGCGGCGACAGCUGCAGGAAAAGGGAACAGAGCUGGAGAAAUCCCGUCAGGCAGCCAAAAAACUGCAGGAAGAGCUGCUUCCUCUGGAGGAGGAUCUGCGUUGGUGUCGCAGGGAGCAGCAGGAGGCCCAGCUGAGGGCCCAGCAGCUGGAGCAGAGGGUGGAGGAGCUUGAGGAAAGGAACACAGCCACGGUGGGAGAGCGAGAGCGGCAGGUCAAAAUCAUGGAGGGACGUAUCAGUCAACUAGAAGCAGAUCUUAAUGAUGAGCGCAGCAGUGCUGACCGCCUGAUGGAACGAUUAGACAAAACCAAAGAGCAGAUGGAUCAGAUGAGGAACGAGCUGAUGCAGGAGAGAGCAGUCAGGCAGGACCUGGAGUGUGACAAGAUAAGCCUGGAGAGACAGAAUAAAGACAUGAAGAGCAGAGUGACUCAUCUGGAAGCAUCACAGAAGACCAACCAGGAUUCACUUGUCUCUAAACUUAACAGCCGCAUCCAGGAGCUUGAGGAAAGGUUGCAAGGAGAAGAGAGAGACAACAACAACCUGCAACAAGUGAACCGCAGGCUGGAGCGCAAGGUGAAGGAGAUGAAGAUUCAGGCGGACGAGGAACACGUCAACCUGCAGAGCCAGAGAGACCAGCUGACUCAGAGACUGAAGACGGCGAAGAGGCAGAUGGAUGAGGCGGAGGAGGAGAUCGAGCGUCUGGAACACGCUAAAAAGAAGCUGCAGAGAGAACUGGACGAACAGAUCGAGGCCAACGAGCAGUUUCAUGGCCAACUGAGUGCACUGCGGAAUGAGAUGAGGCGUAAGAGGAAAUCACCUCCUUUGAUUAAGGUUGUGGAGGACGAUGUGAACAAUGUGGAUGACUUUGGAUCUGACUGAUUGACUGACGUGUGAUAGCAACAAAAUGCAGUCAUUUCUGGACUUUAUGAAGGGGCUUUGGACUUACUGUGAAGAAUCGCUGAUAUCAUAAUUCAACAUAAUUCUAUUAACAGCUCAGGUGUGAUUUCAUAAUGUUUCCAGUUGUGAAUAGCAUGGCACCUUGCCAAGGCUGACCUCUUGUGGCAACAUAUGUAACUACAGUAUCUGACAAACAUGUUUUUCAGUGCAACAGAGAAACUGGCUUGAAACUUACUUUUACGUAAAUUGAUUAAUUUGUUCCCUAAGUUAUUCGUUGUUGUUUUUUGGUGUGAGUUAAUAUGGUGCAAACUGUAAAUCUUAAACUAAUGAAUAAAUCUAUCCCAACAUUCUCUCAUGUUUAUACACCAACUGUAAAGUGGUGGUAGAUGUAGAAGUAUUCAGAUCCUAACUAAAAGUAACAAUACCACACUGUGAAAAUGUUCCACUAAAAAUAAAAGUCUUGCAUUCAAAACGUAAAAUUAUGUAAGUAUUAGCAGCACAAUGUACUUCACUAUAAGUACUCAUUAUCCAGAAAAUGUUCCCUCUCUGUUUCUUAUAUCUGAUGUUUCUGGAUUAAUGUUACUGCUGCAUUAAUGUGUAUGUAGCAUUUUACUGCUGUAGAUGUUUAUGGUUGAACUAAUUUUAACUAUUUUAUAUACUGUUGUUAGUAGCUAGUUUAUUCUACAGCAAUGCAUCAUGUUCUAUAAAAUCAUCAUAUGUUUCUAGUGUUGCUGUCCUGUGGGAACCACAUAUCUCUAAAAAUUCAACUUUUCAUGAGGUCAGAAAAACAGCCCUGUUUUCAGCUUAGUGACGAUGCAUUUUCCAGCUAAUCCAAGGGUACGGUGUAAAUUGUUAAUUUUGCUCAAGAAGUGGGAGUAUUUUCUCAAUACAUAAAGGAACACUUCAAACCUUCAUUAGAAAGAUCACCAAAUCAGGAGAUACAUGGUUUUCACUGGAUAGGAAGCGUAUGAAAAAUUGUAAUCUGAAAAUUAACUAGUAACUAAAGCUGUCAGACAAAUGUAGUGGAGUAAACGUUACAGUAUUUGCCUCUGAGAUGUUGUGAGGUAGAAGUAUAAAGUUGCACAAAAUGGAAAAACACAAAAGUAAAGUACCUCAAACUUGUACUUAAGAACAGUACCUGCGUAAGUUCUUAAUUACAUGCCACCACUGAUGACUACACACAGAAAUAAAGAAAACCUGAUUUGAA
Micropterus dolomieu (smallmouth bass) is the source of this 4782-nucleotide messenger RNA. RefSeq names its product cingulin-like protein 1. The record is from RefSeq and is a predicted model, not a curated record. Gene Ontology annotation, cellular component: myosin complex. The transcript is spliced from 19 exons. Bases 333 to 3557 code for a protein of 1074 amino acids. Lineage: Eukaryota; Metazoa; Chordata; Actinopteri; Centrarchiformes; Centrarchidae.